This is a messenger RNA of Cladophialophora psammophila CBS 110553, 1560 nucleotides long. RefSeq lists its product as uncharacterized. The coding region runs from base 1 to 1560 and encodes 519 amino acids. The record is from RefSeq and is a predicted model, not a curated record. Lineage: Eukaryota; Fungi; Ascomycota; Eurotiomycetes; Chaetothyriales; Herpotrichiellaceae. The transcript has a single exon.
AUGGUAGAGAUCUCCCAGCUGGAUGCUCUCAAUCUCCAUGGCAUCUAUGAUGUUGCUGGAGACGGGGUUAUUUUAUCAAUUAAUUCGAGCGUGAGAUCGCAAGAUAUUAAACCUCCAAAAUGCCCGUGUGGAGCGUCCUUGCAAGGUACUCGCCGUUACCGACUUCACUCGAAAUUGGUCGAUUUCAAGCACACUUGUGACCUUCUUCUGUCGAAAACGGGUCACAAAUUAGCUGCAUUUGCGACCGCGAUCGAGGUUCAGGGAAAACAAUUGGACCAGACGUUCGAAGCUUGUAUUGCGGAGAUCCGGCCGAAUCCCUUGGCAGCAAAGGCCAAUGCUACUCUCCUUCUUCGUCGAAAUCAAGAGAUACUCGACCUGCAGAAGUACAUUAUCAAUUUCAGGACUGAGGUUGUGGAUCGGUUCCAAGGCAGCAUCGCGGUAUUGCAUCGAGCGCUUCCGAACGUUAUCCCCUCGUACAACCUGAGUUUCCAUCUUCAUCUUGAUGUCUUAGAGUAUCGCGUGGUCCUUGCACGUCUCGCUGACGCCCUGAAGCUUUCAAAUCAGCUUCUUUCUCUGAAAGAUCCCUCAUUUGGGGUGCAACGUCUGGGCCUCAAGAUGAUUCAAUUCGUCUGCAAGGAAUCAGUUUCGUGCACAAAAUAUUGUCAGAGUGCACUGGACACUACCUUGAUAGGUACCAACCCGUCCAUUGAAGCUGAGAUCAGGUUGCAACAGCUCCAGUUCAUGCUCUUUGCAAAGUCGACUAGAGCUCGGCUCUCUGAACUUGGACAUCCUGUCGAAGACGCUAUUGUGAUUGUCAGUGAGGAAACGGUUAAGACUAGCUUGGACGCAGUAAGCGAAAUCGGCCGCAGAUCACCUGGAACAUGCGGCUCCUUGAUGGAAACUGCACGGAAAAUUGCGGUAGCCUUCGGGCUUCAUGAUGGUUGGAAGGCAUCGCCGAUCCUGAAGAUCAAGAAUGAUUAUGCAAGACAGAUUGAAAACUUGUGGGGUCGUCACGAGCUUGGAUUCCUGACCAUCUGCACUCGUCUCCAUCCCUAUUCGGCAAAGACUUUCUCCGACGGUUGUCCGAACUGUGAGAAGCAGGCUCAAUUAUCAGCUGAUGAGAUCUUCCGCGAAUCUGGGAAGCACUUGUUUGAGAAGAAGUUCUUGCAAAUGAUGCAUGCCAGGUCCACUCAGUCUGCCGAGUCAGAAUCCUCCGAGCGGGAGAGCCCAAAAUCAGCUGAACGGUCAACUAAGCAGCCCGUCUCGGAUGACAAGGCCGUCAGUUCACCUGGCAUGGAAAUGACGCAGGAAGCAAAAUUUCUGGCAGCAAUAAGGAAAAAACUACCCAAAAUACAUGCUGGAGGGCCUUGUGCCACUCUCAAAAUUCAGAGUGAGCAAACUGUUGACGAAGAAUUGGCUAGUGAGGUGGACAUCGAAGCAGCGAGGGAGAUCAAGCUGGGGGUGAUGUUGGACAGGCAAUCAAUAUCAGUUGAACCUGAAAAAGAGCUCACGAUGGAAGAGAAGUUUCUUGUGGCAAUGAGAAAGAUUGGCAAACACUGA